Messenger RNA from Manis javanica (Malayan pangolin), 6076 nucleotides. It is a transcript of the gene TRPM1, whose product is annotated as transient receptor potential cation channel subfamily M member 1. Lineage: Eukaryota; Metazoa; Chordata; Mammalia; Pholidota; Manidae. Gene Ontology annotation, molecular function: calcium channel activity. Gene Ontology annotation, cellular component: plasma membrane. The record is from RefSeq and is a predicted model, not a curated record. Gene Ontology annotation, biological process: protein tetramerization; metal ion transport; monoatomic cation transmembrane transport.
AUGCUUCUCAUGUGGACUUCUCCUCUUAAAGUGUGGCCCUUCCUCAGACAGCUUCCUGCCUGGCCAGAGGAGGAGAGAAAGCUAGGCUGCACCCUUCCCACGCUGCCGCUGCACCAGGGACAGAAAUCUUGGAUAGAAAAAACCUUUUGCAAAAGAGAAUGUAUCUUUGUAAUUCCCAGCACAAAAGACCCCAACAGGUGUUGCUGUGGGCAGUUCACCAACCAGCAUCUUCCUCCUCUGCCAAGUGGAACAGCUAGCAAAGAUGAAGAGGAAAACAAACAGGUGGAGACUCAGCCUGAAAAAUGGUCCGUCAGCAAACACACCCAGAGCUACCCAACAGAUUCCUAUGGGAUUCUUGAAUUCCAGGGUGGUGGAUACUCCAAUAAAGCCAUGUAUAUCCGCGUAUCCUAUGACACCAAGCCAGAUUUGCUGCUUCAUCUCAUGGUGAAAGACUGGCAGCUGGAACUCCCCAAGCUCUUAAUAUCCGUGCAUGGAGGCCUCCAGAACUUUGAGAUGCAGCCCAAGCUGAAACAGGUCUUUGGGAAAGGACUGAUCAAGGCCGCCAUGACCACCGGGGCCUGGAUCUUCACUGGGGGCGUCAGCACGGGUGUCAUCAGCCACGUAGGGGAUGCCUUAAAAGACCACUCCUCCAAGUCCAGAGGCCGGGUUUGUGCUAUAGGAAUUGCUCCAUGGGGCAUUGUGGAGAAUAAAGAAGACCUGGUCGGAAAAGAUGUAACGAGAGUGUACCAGACCAUGUCCAACCCUCUAAGUAAGCUCGCCGUGCUUAACAGCUCCCACACCCACUUCAUCCUGGCCGACAACGGCACCCUGGGCAGAUACGGCGCUGAGGUGAAGCUCCGGAGGCAGCUGGAAAAGCACAUCUCUCUGCAGAAAAUCAACACCAGAAUGGGGCAAGGUGUGCCCGUUGUGGGCCUCGUGGUGGAAGGAGGCCCUAACGUGGUUUCCAUCGCCCUGGAAUACCUCCGAGAGGACCCUCCAGUCCCCGUGGUGGUUUGUGACGGCAGCGGCCGGGCCUCGGACAUCCUGUCUUUUGCACACAAGCACUGUGAUGAAGGAGGGAUAAUAAAUGAAUCCCUCAGGGAUCAGCUUCUAGUUACCAUUCAGAAAACAUUUAAUUACAACAAGACACAAUCACAUCAGCUGUUUGCCAUUAUAAUGGAGUGCAUGAAAAAGAGAGAACUCGUCACCGUGUUCAGAAUGGGUGCUGAGGGUCAGCAAGACAUAGAGAUGGCAAUUUUAACUGCCCUGCUGAAAGGAACAAACGCAUCAGCUCCGGACCAGCUGAGCUUGGCGCUGGCUUGGAACCGCGUUGACAUAGCACGAAGCCAGAUCUUUGUCUUUGGGCCCCACUGGCCGCCCCUGGGAAGCCUGGCCCCGCCAACGGACAGCAAGUUCAUGGAGAAGGAGAAGAAGCCACCCUUAGCAACUGUGAAGGGGGGCAGAGGAAAAGGAAAGGGCAAGAAGAAAGGGAAAGUGAAAGAGGAGGUGGAGGAAGAAACUGACCCCCGGAAGAUCGAGCUGCUGAACUGGGUGAACGCUCUGGAGCAAGCCAUGCUGGACGCUCUGGUCUUGGACCGAGUCGACUUUGUGAAGCUCCUGAUUGAAAAUGGAGUGAACAUGCAGCACUUUCUUACCAUUCCAAGGCUGGAAGAACUUUACAACACGAGACUGGGUCCUCCAAACACCCUUCAUUUGCUGGUGAGGGAUGUAAAAAAGGGCAACCUGCCGCCUGAUUACCACAUCAGCCUCAUAGACAUAGGCCUGGUGCUGGAGUACCUCAUGGGCGGGGCCUACCGCUGCCACUACACUCGGAAGAGCUUCCGGACCCUUUACAACAACUUGUUUGGACCCAAAAGGCCUAAAGCUCUUAAACUGCUGGGAAUGGAAGACGAUGAGCUUCCAGCCAAAGGGAAGAAAAAGAAGAAGAAGAAAAAGGAAGAAGAGAUCGAUAUCGACGUGGAUGACCCCGCUGUGAGCCGUUUCCAGUACCCCUUCCACGAGCUGAUGGUGUGGGCUGUGCUGAUGAAACGCCAAAAAAUGGCAGUCUUCCUCUGGCAGAGAGGCGAGGAGAACCUGGCCAAGGCCCUGGUGGCCUGCAAGCUCUACAAGUCCAUGGCCCACGAGUCCUCCGAGAGCGAGCUGGUGGAUGACAUCUCCCAGGACCUGGACAACAACUCAAAAGACUUUGGCCAGCUUGCCGUGGAGUUGCUGGACCAGUCUUAUAAGCAUGAUGAGCAGGUUGCCAUGAAACUGCUGACCUACGAGCUGAAAAACUGGAGCAACUCCACCUGCCUCAAACUGGCUGUCGCUGCCAAGCACCGGGACUUCGUCGCCCACACCUGCAGCCAGAUGCUGCUGACAGACAUGUGGAUGGGAAGGCUGCGAAUGAGGAAAAACCCCGGCCUGAAGGUUAUAAUGGGGAUUCUUCUUCCCCCCACCAUCCUAUUUUUGGAAUUUCGGACAUACGAUGACUUCUCAUAUCAGACAUCCAAGGAAAAUGAAGAUGGUAAAGAAAAAGAAGAAGAGAAUGUGGAUGCGAAUGCAGAUGCCGCCUCAAGACAGGGCGACGAGGAGAAUGAGCUCAAAAAGCAGAGGCGUAUUCCCGUCGGCACGAAGAUCUGUGAAUUCUAUAAUGCUCCCAUUGUCAAGUUCUGGUUUUACACAAUAUCAUACCUGGGCUACCUACUGCUAUUUAACUAUGUCAUCCUGGUGCGCAUGGAACGCUGGCCCUGUCUCCAGGAAUGGAUCGUCAUUGCCUACAUUGUGAGCCUGGCGUUAGAGAAAAUCCGAGAGAUCGUCAUGUCAGAACCAGGCAAACUCAGCCAGAAAAUAAAAGUCUGGCUUCAAGAAUACUGGAACAUCACAGAUCUCAUGGCCAUUUCCACGUUCAUGAUUGGAGCCAUCCUUCGCCUCCAGAAACAGCCGUACAUGGGUUAUGGCCGAGUGAUCUACUGUGUGGAUAUCAUCUUCUGGUACAUCCGAGUCCUGGAUAUCUUUGGUGUCAACAAGUAUCUGGGCCCCUAUGUGAUGAUGAUUGGAAAGAUGAUGAUUGACAUGCUGUAUUUUGUGGUCAUCAUGCUGGUUGUGCUGAUGAGUUUUGGGGUGGCCCGUCAAGCCAUUCUGCACCCAGAUGAGGAGCCCUCAUGGAAACUGGCCCGAAACAUCUUCUAUAUGCCCUACUGGAUGAUCUACGGAGAAGUGUUUGCAGACCAGAUCGACCUCUACGCCAUGGAAAUUAAUCCUCCUUGCGGUGACAACCAGUAUGACGAGGAAGGCAAGCGGCUCCCUCCCUGCAUCCCGGGCGCCUGGCUCACACCUGCCAUCAUGGCCUGCUACCUGCUGGUCGCCAACAUCCUGCUGGUGAACCUGCUCAUCGCGGUUUUCAACAAUACCUUCUUUGAAGUAAAGUCAAUAUCCAAUCAAGUGUGGAAAUUCCAGCGGUACCAGUUGAUCAUGACAUUUCAUGACCGGCCAGUCCUACCGCCACCCAUGAUCAUUUUAAGCCAUAUCUACAUAAUCAUCAUGCGUCUUCGCGGGCACUGUAGAAAGAAAAGAGAAGGGGACCAAGACGAAAAGGAUCGUGGGCUGAAGCUGUUUCUCAGCGAGGAGGAGCUGAAGAGGCUGCACGAGUUCGAGGAGCAGUGCGUGCAGGAGCACUUCCGGGCGAAGGAGGACGAGCAGCAGUCGUCCAGCGAUGAGCGCAUCCGUGUCACCAGCGAGAGAGUUGAAAAUAUGUCAAUGAGGUUGGAAGCAAUCAAUGAGAGAGAGAAUUUUAUGAAAACAUCCCUACAGACUGUUGACCUGCGACUUUCUCAACUAGAAGAAUUAUCUACCAGAAUGGUAAAUGCACUUGAAAAUCUUGCGGGAAUUGACGAAUCUGACCUCAUACAGACACGGUCCCGAGCUUCUUCUGAAUGUGAGGUGACUUACCUUCUAAGGCAAAGCAGCAUAAACAGCGCCGAUGGCUGCAGCAUGUACAGAUACCAGUUUAAUGGGGAGGAGCUGCUGUGUGAGGAAGCACCUCUCCCCACGCCCCCAGGGACAGGAUUCAGGAAGAAUGCCUGUUCCUUCCAAAUGAAGGAAAACAAGGAACUGAAAACACAUCUGGCACCAGAGCAUCAGGGCAGCGUCCACCGUUCAUCCCACAUGGGCGCAUCGGCAACACCAGAGUGCAGUCGGUUUGCAUUAGACAACGUAAAGAAUGCUUCGGAGCCCAAAUUAGGUCCAGAUACUGGGAUUUCAGCCAAAGAUGAUGGAAGGCACACAGACUCUAUAAGAGAAGAAACAGUUUCCCCAAGUUUAAAUCAAACAAAUGUUGUGGAUGGACAGAACAAAUCAGAUUUCCAAAAGCCUCAGCCAACAGUGGAAGCAACAAAGGUAGAAGGCACUGUUUCCUGUCCCCCAGAAGAAACGAAAAUGACACGCUGUCACCCUGAUGAAACGUCCAAGGCUCGUAAAACACUGAAAUCCAGAAGCUUUGUAUAUUCUCGUGGAAGAAAGCUGGUCAGCGGGGUUAGCAACUGGAGUGCAGAGCACAGUUCAGUGUUGGACCAGGCACGCCCCUCUGCAGUUCAACAGUGGGCGACAGAAUGGAAAUACGAAGUUCAAAAGAUUGUACGUUCUCGAAGUACAGAUAUCCCUUCCGUUGCCUCGGAAGCUGCAAUGCAAGCUGAGCAUAAAGAGCAAUUUACAGAUACCAAAGAAGAAAACUCUGUUUCUGAAACAACCCCUCAAAUUUCCCAUUUACCUCUCGCUGUUAUUGAGAGAACUGAGAAGGAAAACUUACUGUCUGUUAAAUCAGCCCAAACUUUGGGAUUCCCAGCUUUAAGGUCAAAAAGUUUACACGGCCCUCCUAGAAAUGUUAAAGCCAUUCGGGGCAAAUUAGACAGAACUGGUCAUGCCUGUAGUGCAAGUAACUUAGCAGUUGUGUCUGGAAUUACAACAGAAGAACACAAGGUUAAGCAAGAGAAAACUUCCGCGGAAACUGAAUGCUAAUGUGUUCUGUUUCUUUAGUUUUUAAAUCAAAACCACUGAUGAGUACCAUCUUGGUCAUUGAAACAUCAUCAAUUUCUGGAAUAGUUUUCAUUAAAAAAUGUUUGGCAAUUUGGAGUCAUGAUUAAUUUUAAAUUUAAUGCUAAACUUAAAGUAAUAUUUUGCUAGGGAAUGUUAGUAAACUUAGGAUUUUUAGUUGGAGUUGGAUCAAAUGAAAGUGACAAAUACUCCAAUUGAGAUAAGCUUAAUUAGUACACAAGAUUCUACCCCCUUUUUUAUUUCUGAGGGCUACCAAAUAGCCUAAGAAAUGCCUUUUGGGUGCCAUCAAUACGUUACUUAGGGAGUAAGCAACUGUGUGAAAGAGAAACUGAGGAGAAAGGAAACAUGAAAAAGGGGGAGGGCUGGAAAGAAAAAUGAAAAUUGUCAGGUACAAGAAGAGAGAAGCAGAAAGAAGCCAUAAUUAUCAUAUUUUUAUGGGUUUUUUUGUUUUAUCUUUAAAUGUCUUACGUUUUAAAAUUCCAUGAUGAGAUAAAAGGCACACGAUUAUAUGAGAGAUCACACUGUGAUAGUUUGCAGUACCAAGAAUUUUGUUCAUGUGUAAAAAUAAAGAAGCCAGUAUGUAUAUUCCUGUUGUCAUAUAGUCCUUGAUAGCAAAUACAAAUGUACCUCUGUCUAUGAGAAGGUUGUGCAAAGCUAUGGCUAAAACGUAAAGGACACAUGGUCAAGGUGGAAACUGCCAAGACCCACAGAGACUGUUAUGGCUGAGAACACAGGGUGCCCUGCUUCAGCUUGUAAGUUCAAAGCCGCAUGCUAGUGCUGGGCCCCCAUGCCGGAUCAGAUCCACUCUCUAGGAACCCCUAAGGCCAUCCUACUCCCACCAUUCUUGACUCUACAAAAAAGGGCAGAGAGGGUAGGAAGGGAUCUGCCCUGCCUAGAACAGAAGCCACCGACAUUCACAGAUAUUAGAGUUGACCCCUGGGCCCUCACCAUCCCCCAAGCACCCCUCUUGUGAGGUCUCAGGGGGUCUCUGGAGCACACAGAGAGGACCAGCCUCAUGCCUGGA